AUGGAGAGUGCAUCGAAUUCGGGCUACUCACCCGCCUUGCACGAACUCAACCCCCAGGAUCCGUACCUGUCGGUUUCGUCUGAUCCCGAGGAACUUGAUUUCCAGGCGAGCGCGAUCCGAUUGACGCCGCUAGGGGGUAGCCCGAGCUAUCACAGUUCCUCUCCGAACGGUGAAAAUGAAACAGUGGACGCUGACCCCACCAUCCAAACGAACCUCUGGGCCCCACAGGGGAAUUACUCUUAUCAGGGACCCGUUUCUAGUCCUUCUUCUCAUGCGGGCGGGUAUCUCGCCCCGUCGGACAUUGACCUGCGGGUAUCUAAAUGGCAGGAUCGAACCGACUCGCCAAAUGCUGACAUAGCUGUACCAACCGUCCAGGAGCAAUUAUGGCCAGAAUCCACAACCAAUUCCUCAUCAUGGCUCAAUCAAGAGCAAUCGAUUCCAAGUCCAUCCUCAAUGCAAGGACAUCCGCUGAUACAUAACAACUUGCUUAACCAAAGCUCAGCAAUGAACACUGCCCCGGGCUACGGAUCAGCUCAACUUACUGUCUCGACGGAGCAUGCCAUAAAGAACGAACCUUUGUCGGCCUCUACCGCCAGAGGUCGAAGUCCUCUUAGGAGCCCCAUUGGGAUUACGGUGUCAAGUGUGUCGCGGGGAGACUCACCGGUUGUGGAUUAUGGACAUAGCAGACGACCAAGCCGGUCGUCUAUGCAUCUUUCUCCGGGCGAUGCGUCCAGCGACGAAGACGAAGGUCAUGUUGACGAUGACCAUCGGUCGGUCUCAUCUAUCUCGGUCGCACGAACCAACAAUGGGAAAUGGAUUCGAAGUUCCACAACGGGCCAUGGAGGCCUUGAGCCCUCUUCCCGCGGCAAUGAAUAUGUACCAAGUCCGAAUGAGCUCAAAAGCCAGCGGGAACUAGAUAUAAAAAAACAAGAUAUCACUCUUUGGUCGGUUGAUGUGAGCGCUGCCAACAGUGAAGCUGGCGAUGAUGAAGCACCGGUUCCAGAUCGGCCCAACUAUCAUAAGAAGAAUAACAGACUACGAGCGAGAAGCACAGGAGAUCGUCCUCUCGAGCGAGUCGAUUAUUUCAAUUUGAAAUCCACGGCCCCUGGACCUGGUGUUCUGGUACAUGAAAGCGAGGAGGAAGAUGAGGAAGAUGAGGAAGAUGAAGACGACGAUGAUGCCAGUGUUAGAUCUGGCGCCACUGGAUCUGACUCUCUACCUGCUGACGCCAAUGAGCCUGGUCGUUAUGAUCAAUCAACUCCUGACGUGUUUCCCUCGCUCGAAUCGGCUGGCUCUACCGAGGACUUUCGGCUCCACCCCUGGCAGGAUCCUCUACGUGACCCAACGCCCAGGAUGGAAGCAGUGCAGCCAGGAAGCUCCACUGCAGCAAUGGUGGCUUUUGAGAAGCGAGCCAGGGACAUCGAGACUGCGUCGCUAGCAGCGACUAUAGACAAUAACAGUAUCAUCAAUGUCAGAUCAAACUUUGAGAGGAUGAGCCUUUCUGGUGAGCCAAAAACCAAGGAAGGCCGCGGGAGCAGCCUUUUGAAGUAUCCGUUCUUUCAUACCCCAUCAAUCUUGAAACGCCAAGCAUCCAACCUUUCAACAUCAAGCGUCAAUGCGAGUGCCCAACAGGCUAAGCCGGAGCCACAACCCCAGCGCAAAGAGAGCCAUUCACAUCGACAUAGAUUGAGUUUAUCAACAAAACAACAUAGUCGGUCUCCCAGUUUGACGAGCGCCCUGAUGUCUAUGACGGGACAAAUGGCAGCUAUUGGAGGUAACAAUGCAGUCCAUGCCGUCUCUCCAAAUACGGAGGUGAGCCCCAAGGGCCAACCAGUAAAAGCCCGUGGCCGGAGUAGAAGUGAGCUCCCAAGACCAACGACAACCACCCCUGGACUGAUGGAUCUCAUGACCUCUCACGGCGGCCCACCGGUGGCCAAUUUAUUGUUGUCACCUAGAAAUUCGACUGACAACGACCCAUUACCAGCCAACAAUGGGCCAUAUUUCGAUAAGAUUGUUGCUAAGGAUGAGGAGGAAGACGAAGACCAAUUGGAUGCAGCCGAAGACAAAGCACUUGUGAUGGAAUUUCCGCCGGUAUCAAGCCUGCCAGUGCCCACAUUUGAAGGAUUUAGGGCGCAGAUCAUGCUUCUCAACCCGAGGCUCCAACCGGCUCUGAUCCAGCGGUUUGCAAAUGAGCAAGUGCGACGGUAUAAGAAGCUAGUCGAGCUACAGCAGAAGCAUGCAGCUGCAAUCUCUAAUGGAAAAUGCAAGACGGGCCAAUUCUGUUUUGCUUUGGGGGGUGAGGCCACAUUGCUGGAACCACGGAAAACUUCAGCCUCGUCUGAGACUGGCCAAACCCAAUUCAGAAUCUCUAACAUGGGCCACGACCAAUCAUACCCAGGGGUGGAUGGAUCCUUUACCCCAGCUCAGUUCCCUCCCGGAGUGCCCAUUCCUCCCGUCAAUCGCCUUCCAGCUCAGUUUGAGUGCUGUAUUUGCUAUGAUGUGAAGAAGUUUCAAAAGCCUUCCGAUUGGUCCAAGCAUGUUCAAGAAGAUGUCCAGCCAUUUACGUGCAGCUUUCCUCAGUGUAAUGAGGUAAGGUCCUUCAAGCGUAAAGCCGACUGGGUUCGACAUGAGAAUGAGCUUCAUCGACAUCUGGAGUGGUGGACCUGCUCGUUCCAUGAAUGUAACCAUACCUGUUAUCGCAAGGACAAUUUUGUUCAACACUUGGUUCGUGAGCAUAAGAUGCCAGACCCUAAGGUGAAAAAAGGAAAGGGAACUGCAGCUGAAGGACACUCUGGCAACCGCGAACGAGACUUGGCCCAACUGUGGAAGCUGCUCGAGGACUGCAGGUUUGAGACGGAUAAAACUGCCCAGUCAGAGCCCUGCCGUUUUUGCGGAAACAUUCUUGGCAACUGGAAAAAGCUCACAGUGCAUUUGGGGAAACACAUGGAGCAGCUGGCUAUGCCUGUUCUGGAACUUGCGAAACAGCACAGCACAGCCCCUCUCCCUCCCAGUCAAGUGCCCCUGACAGGGGUCUCCAGUGGGGCUGCAGGAACAUACCCCCCUCUCUCGGCACCGUUUCACGGGCAUCUGGAAACGACAGGGGCGGCGACAAUGCCACCCCGAACGCAAUACACUGCUAGCAACUCUACUACGCCUGUCAAUCCUAACAUGUCUUACGAUAUGCCACUUCUUGGAUACCCUUCUAUCUCCGGUAGUGUGCUAUCUACAGAACCAGAGCCCAUGGCCGAAUCAUUCAAUGGCAAUGGUAAUGGUCAUGAGCAGUACAAUCCCGGGUACAACAAUGGCAUGGGCCAGUUUGAUCAAGCCACGCUCCACCCGCCAUCGGUCCAGACCCACCUGGCACAUCAUCAGAAUUCUGUGACGUACCCACCACCCUACAAUGCGGUCCACCGAUCAAGAACACCUGAGAACAAUGCUCCCCUCAUGCAAUCAUCGUACUCCCAGCUUCAACCUCAAAAUUCGGCUCUCUAUCCCGCCCAGGCAAGCUAUCCAGGAUAUCAAAAUGUUGCAUCCACAUCUCCGUAUGGUUCCAGCCCUUAUACGAACGACUAUUCGCAAAUGUGA
Penicillium angulare is the source of this 3585-nucleotide messenger RNA. RefSeq names its product putative C2H2 finger domain protein. The transcript has a single exon. Bases 1 to 3585 code for a protein of 1194 amino acids. The record is from RefSeq and is a predicted model, not a curated record. NCBI's taxonomy places the organism in Eukaryota, Fungi, Ascomycota, Eurotiomycetes, Eurotiales, Aspergillaceae.